Molecule: messenger RNA, 468 nt
Organism: Penicillium expansum
Lineage: Eukaryota; Fungi; Ascomycota; Eurotiomycetes; Eurotiales; Aspergillaceae
Product: DUF3602 domain-containing protein
Exons: 2
Coding region: 1-468 (155 amino acids)
Source: RefSeq, a predicted model, not a curated record
AUGGCCGCGGAGGGGCAGGUAAAUGCCACCCCCUUGCCCCCCCCCAUUGCUCACAACGCGCCACAUCAGUCCACCAAACUAACCCACUAUACCAUAGGCAAUAUAACCCGGCAACAAACCGCGCUCUCGCCCAAAGACUUUGUCACGCCAACAAUUAAGCAAGAAGUCUACACAACGGGCCGCGGCGGCUCAGGCAACAUGGUACACAACGACCCGGAGCGACCAGAAAUUGCGCGCGAGAGCCAAGACGUCGAGUCACCGCCCCUGCGUGCCCAGCAGAUCCCCCACCACACAGGCCGAGGCGGCGCGGCAAACGCUUAUAUCCCUACUCCCGAAGAGGAGGAGCACGAGAAGAAGAUCCAGGAACAGGAGGCGGAGCUUAUUCGUGUCCGCACGCAAUCUAAGGAUCGUGUUAGGGAGAUUGAGCAGGAGAGGCAGGAGUUGCGGAGGGGUUCACCUGCUUCUUAG